Molecule: messenger RNA, 6760 nt
Organism: Salvelinus fontinalis (brook trout)
Lineage: Eukaryota; Metazoa; Chordata; Actinopteri; Salmoniformes; Salmonidae
Product: S-adenosylhomocysteine hydrolase-like protein 1
Exons: 17
Coding region: 365-2026 (553 amino acids)
Biological process (GO): L-methionine cycle
Cellular component (GO): cytosol
Source: RefSeq, a predicted model, not a curated record
AGAUGCUUGAGCAAACGAAGGGAGGGGAGGCGCGCAUCCUCCGCCCACAAUUUCAGGUGACAGCUAGGCAAAACAGGCCGUUCACAACUUGCUGCUCGCGAAGGAACUGCGCAGGCAACGAACCGUUUUAUGACAGCAAUUACUACACUGUAGUUUGUAAAUAUAGAAUUACCAACUGAUACACCAAACGGCUGUUAAUGAAUUGUUUCUAAAUCGUGUGAAUUGCAGUCUAAAGCUGCACAAAAACUCCUCUUCCGCAAAAUACCGAACAGUGGGGAGACACUCGAAUUCUGUAGCUAACUUAACUAACGUUAGCUAUACCACGGGCUAACUAAUUUGUUGUACGUUUUAAUUAUUUAUCUAAAUGUCGGACACUCCGGGGGACGGAAAGUUUGAGCUGAAACAAGCCAGCAAAGAAGUAAAGGAGAGCGAGAACGUGGCUGAAAAAUACUCAGCCAUGACCGUGAGCAAGAACAGCGAAAUUACCAUGGGUGAACUGUCAGUGUCGUCUGCUGCGUUCAGUGCGGUCCCUAUUCACAAACCUGUUAAAAAGCAAAUCCAGUUUGUGGAAGACAAGCAGGAGUUCAGCAGGUUCCCUACCAAGGCUGGCCGACGCUCGCUGUCUCGAUCCAUCUCUCAGUCAUCCACGGACAGCUACAGCUCCGCUGCAUCCUACACAGACAGCUCUGACGAUGAGACUUCACCACGGGACAAAACACAGCUCAACUCCAAGGGCACCAGUGACUUCUGUGUGAAGAACAUCAAACAGGCCGAAUUUGGUCGUCGCGAGAUUGAGAUUGCAGAACAAGAUAUGUCAGCAUUAAUCUCCCUCAGGAAGAGAGCCCAGGGAGAGAAGCCACUUGCUGGGGCAAAAAUUGUUGGCUGCACUCACAUCACUGCCCAGACUGCAGUGUUGAUUGAGACUCUGGUGGCCCUGGGGGCCCAGUGUCGCUGGACAGCCUGUAACAUCUACUCCACACAGAACGAGGUGGCAGCUGCCCUCUCAGAGAUUGGUGUGGCGGUUUUUGCCUGGAAGGGGGAAUCUGAGGAUGACUUCUGGUGGUGUAUCGACAAGUGCGUCAACAUGGAGGGCUGGCAGCCUAACAUGAUCCUUGAUGAUGGAGGGGACUUGACCCACUGGGUGUAUAAGAAAUACCCCAACGUCUUCAAGAAGAUCAGGGGCAUUGUGGAGGAGAGUGUGACUGGGGUCCACAGGUUGUACCAGUUGUCCAAAGCAGGCAAGCUGUGUGUGCCAGCCAUGAACGUGAAUGACUCUGUGACAAAGCAGAAGUUUGACAACCUCUACUGCUGCAGAGAGUCUAUCCUGGAUGGCCUGAAGAGGACCACAGAUGUGAUGUUUGGAGGAAAGCAGGUUGUUGUCUGUGGUUAUGGAGAGGUUGGGAAAGGUUGCACUGCCGCACUGAAAGCCAUGGGAUCCAUCGUCUACGUCACAGAGAUUGAUCCCAUCUGUGCCCUGCAGGCCUGCAUGGACGGCUUCAGGGUGGUCAAGCUGAACGAGGUCAUCCGCCAGGUGGACGUCAUCAUCACAUGCACUGGUAAUAAGAACGUGGUGACCAGGGACCAGCUGGACCGCAUGAAGAACGGCUCCAUCGUGUGCAACAUGGGACACUCCAACACUGAGAUUGACGUGGCGAGCCUGCGGACCCCAGAACUGACCUGGGAGAGAGUGCGCUCUCAGGUGGACCACGUCAUCUGGCCUGACGGCAAGAGGGUCAUCCUGCUGGCCGAGGGUCGUCUUCUGAACCUCAGCUGCUCCACAGUUCCCACCUUCGUCCUGUCAAUCACAGCCACGACCCAGGCUCUGGCCCUUAUUGAGCUGUACAAUGCUCCAGAGGGCCGCUACAAACAGGAUGUCUACUUGCUGCCCAAGAAGAUGGAUGAGUAUGUUGCCAGCCUGCACCUGCCCACCUUUGAUGCCCACCUGACUGAGCUUUCAGAUGAGCAGGCCAAGUACCUGGGUCUCAACAAGAAUGGCCCAUUCAAACCCAACUACUACAGGUAUUAGCUUGCAUAAAUGGACCACAACUCUGCACUCCUUGACUUGGACAAGGCCUGGAUGACCAGAAGAUAAUGAAAUCUGUAUUAAAUUUUUUUAAGACACUGUUUUUGUUUUCAAAUCAAGCUCUAUUCUGUCAUCUUCAGUAAAUGUUACCCUGUUUCACUUGCUGUUUUGUGUGUUUAGUUUCACCAUCAGUUCUGUAAAUACACACCUCCUCUAAGAAACCAAUACGCAGGAUCCCACUGGCCAUGAAUGACUAAUUGAAAGUACACCACUUAACCUUUACUCUCUGCUAGAGAUUUUUUUUUUUCUACAGAAGUCUGAUUUCAUACCCACUCUCCACUAGAAUAUACAUUUUUUUGGUGGUUUAUCAGUAGUUUGAUUUAUGUUUAUGUUUAUAUUAUUGUGCCAAAUGAUUGUGUAGGGAAGGGGAUAGUUGUGAUUGAGAUUUUUAUUUCUUUUCUGCAUUGACGUCACUGCAAGCUUCUCAAAUAAUUACAUUCCAGCCAGGGGAACAGGGAGAAAUGGCCUCUACACUAGAAAGUCCCAACCGCAUUUAAAGGUCCAAUGCAGCCGUUUGUAUCUCAAUAUCUAAUCAUUUCUGGGUAACAAUGAAGUACCUUACUGUGAUUGUUUCUUUUCUUUUUUUACUAUUUUAAUUGAAAACGAACAGCAUCUUAGCAAAGAGCAAUUUCUCAAAGCAAGAAUUUUGCUAAGACUGUCAGGGAGUGGUGUGAGUUGGUAGGGGAAAGCCGAAAACUAGCUGUUAUUGUCAGAAAGGUUUGGAACUCUCUUUCUUAUUGGUCUAUUGACUAAUUUACCGUCUGGUGAUGUCAUCAGGGAGUCUUUUCAAACAGCUCUUACACUAAAAGGGCAUUAUUGUAAUUUUAACAAUUCCACAGCCUUAUUCCAACCUCAGUCUAGAAAUAUACACUGCUCAAAAGAAUAAAGGGAACACUUAAACAACACAAUGUCAAGUCAAUCACACUUCUGUGAAAUCAAAACUGUUCACUUAGGAAGCAACACUGAUUGACAAUAAAUGUCACGUGCUGUUGUGCAAAUGGAAUAGACAACAGGUGGAAAUUAUAGGCAAUUAGCAAGACACCCCCAAUAAAGGAGUGGUUCUGCAGGUGGUGACCACAGACCACUUCUCAGUUCCUAUACUUCCUGGAUGAUGUUUUGGUCACUUUUGAAUGCUGGCGGUGCUUUCACUCUAGUGGUAGCAUGAGACGGAGUCUACAACUCACACAAGUGGCUCAGGUAGUGCAGCUCAUCCAGGAUGGAUGGCACAUCAAUGCGAGCUGUGGCAAGCAGGUUUGCUGUGUCUGUCAGCGUAGUGUCCAGAGCAUGGAGGCGCUACCAGGAAACAGGCCAGUACAUCAGGAGGCCGUAGGAGGGCAACAACCCAGCAGCAGGACCGCUACCUCCGCCUUUGUGCAAGGAGGAGCAGGAGGAGCACUGCCAGAGCCCUGCAAAAUGACCUCCAGCAGGCCACAAAUGUGCAUGUGUCUGCUCAAAUGGUCAGAAACAGACUCCAUGAGGGUGGUAUGAGGGCCCGACGUCCACAGGUGGGGGUUGUGCUUACAGCCCAACACCGUGCAAGACGUUUGGCAUUUGCCAGAGAACACCAAGAUUGGUGUUCGCCACUGGCGCCCUGUGCUCUUCACAGAUGAAAGCAGGUUCACACUGAGCACGUGACAGACGUGACAGAGUCUGGAGACGCCGUGGAGAACGUUCUGCUGCCUGCAACAUCCUCCAGCAUGACCGGUUUGGCGGGGGUCAGUCAUGGUGUGGGGUGGCAUUUCUUUGGGGGGCAUCACAGCCUUCCAUGUGCUCGCCAGAGGUAGCCUGACUGCCAUUAGGUACCGAGAUGAGAUCCUCAGACCCCUUGUGAGACCAUCUGCUGGUGCGGUUGGCCCUGGGUUCCUCCUAAUGCAAGACAAUGCUAGACCUCAUGUGGCUGGAGUGUGUCAGCAGUUCCUGCAAGAGGAAGGCAUUGAUGCUAUGGACUGGCCCGCCCGUUCCCCAGACCUGAAUCCAAUUGAGCACAUCUGGAACAUCAUGUCUCGCUCCAUCCACCAACGCCACGUUGCACCACAGACUGUCCAGGAGUUGGCGGAUGCUUUAGUCCAGGUCUGGGAGGAGAUCCCUCAGGAGACCAUCCGCCACCUCAUCAGGAGCAUGCCCAGGCGUUGUAGGGAGGUCAUACAGGCACGUGGAGGCCACACACACUACUGAGCCUGCACGUGGAGGCCUCAUUUUGACUUGUUUUAAGGACAUUACAUCAAAGUUGGAUCAGCCUGUAGUGUGGUUUUCCACUUUAAUUUUGAGUGUGACUCCAAAUCCAGAACUCCAUGGGUUGAUAUUUGAUUUCCAUUGAUAAUUUUUGUGUGAUUUUGUUGUCAGCACAUCCAUCUAUGUCCAUCUAUGUAAAGAAAAAAGUAUUUAAUAAGAAUAUUUCAUUCAUAAGAAUAUUUCAUUCAGAUAUAGGAUGUGUUAUUUUAGUGUUCCCUUUAUUUUUUUGAGCAGUGUAUAUAAAACACAGGAAAUCAAGUGUUUGACUGCACUGGGCCUUAAACACAUUGUCACGUUUCCUACUGGAAACAUGAUACCCACAUAGAUUGUUUAUUACCAGCUGUUAAUUGUACUGCUCUAUCCUCUCUCCCUUUGAAACAGAGCUGAAAUGUGAUUGAAUUGAAAAGAUGAUUACUUUUACUGACUAAACCUCCUAAGGCAGACGUGUAUUGUAUUUUCUGUAUAGCACAUGUAUGCACGUACAGUACAGAAAUGUAGUUAUCUUCACCAACACGUAGAUACAGAAAGGUAUGUGUAACCAGAAGAGCGAUUAUCCAAGGUGGCACUGGUUUUGAUUGAGUCUCACAUGGUUAUAGGGUAAUAACACUGACAUGUUUUGCAUUAAAGGAGUCUUAUCGGACUCAAAUGACAAUAGUGGAGUUGACAUUUCUCCAGCUCUGGUCCUAAUUAUGUGAAAAUGCGUUUAUUGAAAUUAUUUUUGAAAUAUUGUAGUUGGCUGACAGUUUGUUACUGGUAUCAUUUUUUUGUGUCGUGAAUCCUGUUUUCUCUUAAUGUUCCUAAUCACCAUGUUGUCCUUCUCUAUUCUCUGCAUCCAUACCUGCCUGUUUUCAUGUCACCAUCACAUGGUCACUGUUGUCAAGUUUUUAGCAGAAAGAAGAAACUUACACAGCCAACCAACUCUCCAUAAGGGAGAGUUGAUUUUCAGUUGAGUAAUGAUGAUCAUCAGACUGCAAACUGCAUGUUUUAUGUUGUUUUUUAGUUUCACCCGCCGAUAGUAUUAGAGGGUAAAUAAUAUGUAUGUAUUACCUGUGCAUUUAAAAGGACAUGCACUGUCACCCUGGUCUGUUAACAUGGGACACCGAGUCCAUUGAAUACAGACCACAUCUGUGCAUACAAUUUUAUUUUUUGCUGAGGUUUUCAGGCUUUUCUGUCCUUCCAUUUUAGCUGUGUGAAACAGAUACUGUUUUAUUUGUGUAUAUGUUAGCUGAUGCAACUGUGAGAUAAAGCGCUUUCAUCUUUGCACUACUUAAAGCUGUUGGCCAGUACAAGCAAGGACAUAUGCGUGAGAAGAACAUUGUUGGCGGGGUAUUGGCAUCGUAACGUUGGUUACUGGUCAAGUGACAGUGCCUUGUGACUCAUCUGUACAUAUUCAUCACUUGUAGGAUUAUGUCUGUCUGCUCUCUUCCUCUUUGGAAGCUGUCCAACAGUUCUGAUUCUGCAAUAUAAUCGCUGUGCACAAAGCUGUGCAUAAAUCUAGUGGUCUCUUAUAAAGAUUUGUACUUAUUGUGGGGGUACCAAAACUGCUUGAUGUGUCAACAUUUUAAAGUUACUUCCAUUGUGAGUUAACAAAGUAGUUUGAAUUCACUUGUUUUGUACAUACCAUUGUUUUUGAAAGUACAGUACAUUUUUCAAUUUCUUCCCCUGGGUAUUGUCUGUAUAGCACUACCAAAAGCAUGCCAUAAAGUAAAAUGACUCAAUCUCCCAGAAUUCCUUUACAUGCACUGCAUUGAUUACAAUGCCUCUAUCAAAUUCAGUUAUAGUUAAAUGAAUCUUCCAUAUUUUUUAUUCAUUCAUACUGUCAUAACGAUAAGGACUAGCCGGAUGUCCUAAUAACUGACAAAUAUAGUCAAUUUAUAAAACAUUGUCUAACAGGAGAGAGUUCUUAUCUGACCAGCUCAAGUCCAGGGUCAUUUGGCUGUUGUAUGCAACAGUGCUCUGCAAUUUCACUUCAACUGACGUAAAUAGUGAAGAACUCUAGUGACAUAUAAUUAUUAUGCUUAUGUGAUUGAUUUGUAACCAUUUUUAAUAAUUUCAUCUCGAAAAUACCAUAUACCAAAUGACAAGUUUCACUUGUUGACAAGUGUUCAAAACCAAGUGAUGCGUGAGGAGCUGAAGUGUUGACCCUUUAUUAUUUGAAGCAAGGAUCACUGAGACGUACAUGAUGCGAGAAUCGCUUAUGUAUCUCUGGCUUUGACAAAACUAACUUUUUACCUAAGGACUUUUAUUUGAGCUUUGCAAAUGAAAUCAUAAUGUUAGAUUAUACAGUACUAAGUAUUAUUUUUCUGUGUAUUAUUUGGUAUAGUCUGGCUGAGUCUCAAUUCAAAUUGAUCUACUUGAAUGCUCUCUGAUGCUGUUAUUUCUGUUUCUGCUUUCUGGUUGAUGUAUACCUAUCCCUUUAAUAAACUUUUCUGUGUUUGAAUUAAA